AUUCACUGAACUAUUCGAAAGAGGUGAGCCAAACUGUCUGUGCAAAUACUUAGAAGCAGAAUGCCAAAAACCUGCUUUCCCAACCUUGUUCAGGUGGCAAUGGUUACAAUGCUUCUGAGCAUGGUCUUCGUUGAAGAAAUCAAUUCAGGAUUUACCGGAAGUACCCCAAGUUGUUAUUAUCAUCCUCCAUAUAACUGCCCGUCACCGAAAGAUGGCCAAAAGCGUCAACUUAGAAAGGUUGGUUUAUUUUCAACAAGUUUGUCUUUUGUUGUUGCUCGAGAUGAUAAUCUUGUAUCACCCAUCAUUUUGGUUUGUGUAGAUUCUGAAUUUUCAUAACGCAAUUUUUGCCCUUGGCUGUUAUCGCUUUGCUGUCCAACGCCUCGCAACGAUUGCUUGAUUUCCCACGCAUGUUAUGCAAUACUUUUUUUUCCCACGCUUAUUGCAGAGUGCUCUUUUCCCUGCGUUAGGGGCAGAAUGCCUCUUUUUCCGCGCUUAAUGCAAAGUGCUUUCCAGCAUUUGGCAUUGAUUGCUUGUUCCCGCUCCCGGUACACAGUGCUUCUCUUCCCACCUCUUAUAAAAUGCUUCUUUACCCGCGCUUGGUACUGAGAGAUUCUUUUCCCGCGCUUAGUUCAGAGUGAUUCUUUCCUUGCGCUUGAAAUCGAUAGCUUGUUUUCCCGCGCUUCGUAUCGAGCCCUUCCUUUCCCUUCAUUUCUACUGAGUUCUUCCGAUUUUUCCCGUGCUUCCUAUUGACUGCUUUUUUACGACCAGCAGUUUUUCCUCGUUUUAAGUCCCCACCGAUGCAAAGAGAUGAUUUAAUUUCUUUGCUUGUCAUUGGAUGACCAAUCCCUGUGAUGUAAUCUGAAUAUCAAUGUUGUCGUACGCCUUUCAGAUUGAGGACAUGUGCUUGACAAAGAAGAGAAGCCUCUGCCGAUCUGUUCAACUUUACUGCAACUUUGAACAAGAACUUGGCAACAAUUGAAUAAGAAUAUUCGAGAACCAACGCAGAAAUAAAAAGGCUAAGGAUUUGAACAAUGUUAAAUGAUAAAUUUAUGUCAGUACGCAAAAGGUCUU
Pocillopora meandrina is the source of this 1071-nucleotide messenger RNA. The record is from the annotation of a GenBank genome assembly. NCBI's taxonomy places the organism in Eukaryota, Metazoa, Cnidaria, Anthozoa, Scleractinia, Pocilloporidae.